Molecule: messenger RNA, 711 nt
Organism: Puma concolor (puma)
Lineage: Eukaryota; Metazoa; Chordata; Mammalia; Carnivora; Felidae
Gene: SYCP3
Product: synaptonemal complex protein 3
Biological process (GO): meiotic cell cycle; spermatid development
Cellular component (GO): synaptonemal complex
Source: RefSeq, a predicted model, not a curated record
AUGGUGCCAUCUGGAAGAAAGCAUACAGGGAAAUCUGGGAAGACAUCAGUGGAAGAUCAGGUCGUAAGAGCCUAUGACUUUGAGAAAGAAGAUAAAAAGGAUCUGAGUGGUUCAGAGGAGGAUGUCACUGAAGGGAAGACUCCAGUAAUUGAUAAGCACGGGAAGAAAAGGACUUCUGCAGGAAUAUUUGAAGAUAUGGGGGGUGAAGUACAAAAUAUGCUGGAAAGAUUUGGAGCUGACAUUAACAAGGCUCUCCUUGCCAAGAGAAAAAGACUAGAAAUGUAUACCAAGGCUUCUCUCAAGACUAGUAACCAGAAAAUUGAACAUGUUUGGAAAACCCAACAAGAACAAAGGCAGAAGCUUAAUCAAGAGUAUUCUCAGCAAUUUCUGGCUUUGUUUCAUCAGUGGGAUAUAGAUGUGCAGAAAGCUGAGGAACAAGAAGAAAAACUAGCUAACCUGUUUCGACAGCAACAAAAGGCUUUUCAACAAUCUAGAAUUGUUCAGAACCAGAGACUGAAAACAAUUAGACAGUUAUAUGAGCAGUUCAUAAAGAGUAUGGAGGACUUGGAAAAGAAUCAUGAUAAUCUACUUACGGGCGCACAAAACGAACUUAGAAAAGAAAUGGCUUUGUUGCAAAAAAAAAUUAUGAUGGAAACUCAGCAGCAAGAGAUGGCAAGUGUUCGAAAGUCUCUUCAAUCCAUGUUAUUCUGA